Molecule: messenger RNA, 6282 nt
Organism: Sebastes umbrosus (honeycomb rockfish)
Lineage: Eukaryota; Metazoa; Chordata; Actinopteri; Perciformes; Sebastidae
Exons: 7
Coding region: 806-2548 (580 amino acids)
Source: RefSeq, a predicted model, not a curated record
AGAGAGAGAGAGAGAGAGAGAGAGAGAGAGAGAGAUGUACAAUAGUGUGCCAAUACAGAUUGAUCCGUUCCGCUCUAAUUCCCGGCCCAGGUCGAUCCAUCCUUCCUCUCUCUCUCUCUCUCCCUCUCUCCACCACACACACACACACACACACACGCGCCGCAGCCGUCAGCCUGCAUGCGUCCCUACUCGCGCCAGCGGGUGGCCGCCUGGCUGCUCGCGCUGCCGCCGCCGUUGGGGAGAGGUAGAGAGGAAUGCGCGCGCCGCGGCCGCCUGGAGAUGAUCUCGUUCUGGCUGCUGUGCUGGAAGCUGUUGGUAGAGAGCAACAGCUGGGCUAAGGAGGACAGCUGAGCUAACGGACCGGUAACCAGGACAACGGUAGCCCCGCGACAGUAACCCUGUCGACGACUCUCCCACUCCUAUACAGCCGACGGAUCCAGUUACUAUGGAGAUCAGCUCGUCGCCACCGCUAACAGACAUGGAGAGAGAAAACUUGGUUAGCUGGCGUAGCCAGGAAGUAGAGGAGCUCCAUUACCCAGCGGUCCAUGGGGUGAAGCAGGAGGGAGAAGAGGCUGCAGAGAAAGAAAAUGGAAAAGGAGAUGAGAUGAGGUGUGACUAUCUGUUUUUGAGAUAGGAGAGCGGAAGGGAAGGUACGAGGAGGAGAAAGUGAAGGAGGACAAGACACCGAGAGAGGAGGAGAGGAGAUAGAAGAUGGAGGAAGAGGAGAAACAGAAGGAACGGAAGAAGGGAGUGGAGAAACAGAGAGGGAAGAUGGAGGAAGGGGAGAUACAAAAGAAGAGGAUGCAUGGAUUGGAGAGACAGUAGGAGAGAUGAGAGACAAUGCUCUGUCGGAGCUCCUCUUCAUCUGUGGCAGCCAGCGUGUCCUUCAUCAUCAGAGCCCCCGAUUGUCACCUCAGAUCCUUCAGAGCAGCCUGCAGCGGCCAUGUUGCAUGAGGCCUGGGGUCACGACCUCAGCAACAGAGAUGACCUUAGCGACAGUCACCUUAGUGACUGCCUCCAAGCGGAGCUGGCUAUCGUGUACUCGGACAGCGACGCAGGGGAGGACCAAUGGGCUGGCUUCGCGCCCUGUGAUGUCACCGACCAGGAGGAAGCAGGUGGAGGUAUUCAUGAUAGCAUCGGUGAUGGAGAAAGCAAGGAAGAGGAGAGAGGAGGAGAUGGUGAGGAGAGAAGGGAAGAAGAUGAUGAGGCAGAAGCAGAGAGAGGAGCACAGGAGAAGAGAGAGGAGGCGGUAGAGGAGGAGAGGACAGGAGGCAGGGAUGAUGAUGAAGAGCAGAUGAGGUCAAGGAGAGAUCUGUUCCUGAGGUCUCCUUCUCUCAGCUCCUCAGCCAGCUCCACAGACCCCGAGAGGAAGGUUCCUGUAGAUUUCUGUGUCCAACAAGAGACCCACAGUGAAAACGUCUCCACUGAGCAUGUGGACUUCCUGUUGGCCCGCCAGCAGUGGAGGAAGAUGGAGGAGGAGGUCAAAGGUCAGCCAAUCCCCAAACCAGGGCUCAGAGCUCAGGGGAGCUUCCAGGGCACCCACACUUCACUGUACCCCCCUACACGCAGCCCCCGACUCAAGCACAGGGAGAUCCAUCCACCAGUACCCAGGGAACCCCCCCUGUCCUCCACCCUGUCCCCCAGUUCAGAGGACUCGGGCCUGGAUGACUCGCUGUCAUACCGCAGCCCACUGGAGGAGUCAGAAAGUGCCGUGGAGAGAGAGAUCCGACUGACUCUGGAGAGAGAGGAGCGCCACCGCAGGGAGAGGGGGGUUAUUACACACGGCCUCACUAUACCCAGACCCUCCACCCUGCAGACAGGACGAUCUCCACCCAGACCCCCAGCCUGCCGCACCCCUACCUUGUCUAUCUCCCCAUCCCCUUCCUGCACCUCUUCCCUGCCCCGCUCUGUCUACCAUGAAAUGACAGCCAAUAAUGUCAUUAUCCUGGAGCCCGACUGCUCCAGCUCCGCCUCCAGGAACCGCUUACUCACCUCCACAAUCGGGGGCCUCUCCGAUUGGCCCACGAGCCAGGACGCGGUGACCUCCGCCAACGUCAUCGUUGUGGAAACCUCCAAUCUCAUCAUUCGCAGCGCUUCCGAAUUCUGCCUAAACUCCACCCCCGUGUCCGUGGAAACGCAGGAGAGCACUUUCUCGUCCAAUCCGUUCUUUAAGCUACGCUCCCUCAGCAGCCAAUCACUGGUGGAGCAAGAGAUCCGCAUGGUGAGGCAGAGGGAGGAGGAGUGGAAGAGGCAGAGGGAGGACAUGUGGAGGAGGAGGAGGGAGGAGGAGUGGAGGAGAGGGAGAGAGAGGUACGACACUGUGCUGGUGUCUCCAGGCCUGAACGAUAAUGUCAGUUUCAAUGUGCCAGAGGUUUCAGACAGAUGUGUCUCCUCCCCUUCAUCCCCAUCCAGGACCCGCAAAAUUGAACGAUCCAGUAUGUCUUGUGACCACAAGUUCCCCCCUUUCCUCUCUUCGGUGCCAAGACGACAGAACGCCAUGGCACAGCGAUGGGAGGCCUCCCUAUUAGCCAAUCAGAAGAAGGAGUGAGCAACGACAGCGCUCAGCUGUCAGUCAUUUAAAAGCCCAAAUGAAAUCUUCCUCCUUCUCUCCAGAAACUGUUUGUUAGUUUGUCAAAACUAUGGGUUUGAACCAACGGGUCACAACUGUGUUGCCCGUAGGAUGAUAACCCUGAAAAGAGGACUGUUUCUUUCAGUAAGCUUGGUUUCAAAGAUUAACGUUUGGGUUUCCAUAAUGCUUUAAUGUCUGGAGAAGUCCUGCUUUCAAAGUCAAACUGGUCUGUUGCAUGACGUCUGAAACAGUAUGACACAAUGGAACUUCCAGCUACGUCACAGUUUAGACAUUUCUCUUACAAUAACCUUUGUGGACUUGUAAGGUCGCUCCCAGGAGGCGUAUCACUAUAUGAUAAGUGAGUAUAAAAUUGCAAUCGUAAUAAUACUAUUUUUGCGACCCAGAUUUUAUGUAAACUUUGGAAGCACAUCUGCGGUAUUCUCCUUUAAUAUUUAGCCUACAGCACUUUGAGUUCUAGAUGUUUAUUAAUUAUGGUACCAGUACAACUGUUGAUAUUUAUUGUUUUUGUUUUUUUUAAUAUGACUGACUGUAAUGCAGUGAUUUUCAAACUUUUUUUUCUGAGCAGUCACAUUUUAAUUUCAGAUAUUAAUUUAGUCUCUAUAUUUAAAAAAAGACUAACAGCAUACAGCAUUUAUUUUAAAAUAUUGUAGCUAUGCAGAGGUUUGAGAAGGUACAUGCAAAAAAAUGAUUUAGCAUGUUGUGUUCUUUUCAAAUGACAGUUUUAGACGUGCCAACCCAGACUUUGAAAAUCACUGCCUUAGUGAAGUGUUAUAAUGAGCCAUUGAUCCAAAGAGUUUGGAUGUUCCAGGUUUCCAUGUCAGCCAUGUUGGCUAAACAGUGCAAGCUGCUAAAUGCACUGUAUUUUGGUCACAACAGUUGCACAGACUGGCUUUUGCCUCUUCUUUGGAGAGGUUGGUUGUAACCCAGAUAGAGAACGGGGUGCACUUUAGUGGGCUUCUUAUAAACAAAGUGGAAAGAGCAAAAAUGCACUCUCUUUUUUGAGGAUAUUGUAGUCUCAAAAGUUGCAAGCCAUGCUAGUCAUCUUUACUCCUUCUUCGGCAUGGUAUGCAUGGCGUACGGCACAGGACAUGGGACAUUUUUUGAUGAAAGCUGUUGAUGUUCUACACUAAACCAACAACGGUAGCCUACAAGUUCAACCUGAGCUCAUUUUUAAAACAAUGAAACCUUUAUCAGCUAGCUAUCUAAUGUAAUAUUAAAUUUGGUUAGCUUGGUUUACACAUUGGCUUCUGAAAAAAACAUCUGAAUACAGGCUCUGAUGUUGCAUCACAAAUAUAACAGUCACAACUGGUGACAGGAAAGCUACAACAUAGCGCUACAGGAAUGAGUUCUAAAACCUGGUUAGCAUUUUAGCACUUCUGAUUCCCUCUUCUGGAAGUCUAUGGCUUUUUUGAAUGAGUUUUUUAGUUAGAUGCCUGAAAUAAGGUCUGUGGUUAACACACAAAAAAGGCAGCUGCUAAUAAGUGGCUAAAUGAGACUAUAAAGGUUGUUGGGGACAUUAAACGUCAUCACGCCGACUAGUCCGCCUUUAGGGUACAGCCUUAUAGCCUAAACGUCAUCACAAUGAACACAGAGUGGUGAUGUGAAGUCAUGCGACCGUGGUUUAUAUAUUUAUAGCGUAUAUAAUGUUAGCUUUUUACUUCUGCCGAUUUUUUUCAUCAACAUCAUCAUCAUCUUGAACCGCUUAUCCGGGGUCGGGUCGCGGGCCGUUUUUUUUUCCUUUUUCCAUAUUGAAUAUGACUGAAUAAACUUUAACAAAAACAAACGAACAACCAAACAAAAAAUUUCAACAGUCUCAAAUCAUUCAGAAUUGUGAGUUUCCUAAAACUCCAUAUAGGGGCUCCACAAGCGAGAAUAGUUUUUGUCUUUUCUUUUUACAACAUAAGUAUAACAGUAAACAGUAAAUAUAACAUUAGAUGGAGUCUAGCCUUUUUAUUAUUCCAGAUGAAUUAGUUCAAUAAAUCAUCAAUGUAAGGAAAUUGUUAUUGCAUUAACACUUCAAAAAUCAUAAAGUGGUGUUUAUUUGUGGAGAUGAUCUUGCUGAACAAAACGUGUAAGUAUCAUAAACGUGUGUUUGCCACAGAGUUUAUUUUCUACAAUAAUCCAAAACCCAAUGGAACAAUCCACAUUGGCUUUUUGUCGAGGGAACCAGGGCGAUGCUAACUUCCUGGUUGGCCUACAAAAAUACGUCAUGUGCUGCUGCACUCAAUAACUGAGCUACCGGUAAAAAACUUCCAAUAUGGAUGCCUAGCACCUGACACACAUCGCUAUCUUACAACUAAUGUCUGUACAGAUGUUACAUUAGCUGUUUGGGGCAAAUAGAUGAACAGGCUGUAAAAACACUCCAAUUUAUGUGAAUAACUUGAGGUGAAUAUUGACAUUCAGUCUGAACACGCCUUUAAAAUGAGCUGUCAUUACCACAUACAGUAUUUACAGCCAAGAUGUUUUAUUUUUUAGAAGUGUUAGCAUGGUGCAUAGCUAUAUAGCCCAAACAUGCUUUUUUGUGUUGAUUGCUACAACCUGGCCAAACUCUGUCCGUCCGUCUGUGGCUCUGCUGCUUUAGCAAAAUAAACCUGAGCACUUCUGAAAUAAAUCAGCUGUUCUAAUCUAGUCUAGUGAAGAGUCUCGGUUCCUAAAAAGAGAUUUCUUGUAUUGUAUUUUUGCUGCAUAUAUUUAGGAAUUGAGCAACGCUUAUGAAUCCUUAAAGCUUUUAUUUGUAAAAAGGUUUAUAAUAUAUUGUGUCGGAAACUCAGAAUGACUGUUUUAAUUGGAAGUCUGCCAUAUUUUUUAGGAGAUGACUUUUGAGUUAGUGUAUGUGUGUGCAUGUGUGUGUUUUAUAGUAAUCCAUCCUCUAUACAUCAGCUAGUCGGAGCUUACUUUAGUUUGGCUUCUAUAGCUCUAGAACAAGCACUGGUUUCUCCAUUAAACUCAACUUGACUGGGCUGUUGAAUAAAAGGUGCAUUCAAGUCAACUCAGAAAUGGGAGAUUUUAACUGCCAGGAUGGAAAUAAUACCAGGUGAGUGAAAUGCUAGUCAGUUUUAGCAUCACUAUAUUUUAAAUGCUAUAAGCUUUGAUGUGUUUGCACUGCCGUGUUACAGUAUAAAAUAUAUUACAAAGGAUCAAACUUCCUCGGUAGCUAUAAACUAACUACAUUUGAGCUGUGAGUCACUGAGCAACCUGAAGCUGUGUCUAUACAUGUAUACAUGAUAUUUUCUGCAUUUUUUAGAGGCUAGGUUUGACAUUUCUUCAGAUCUAUCUUAGUACAAUACUACAUUUCAUACGAAAGAGUUGUUGGUUGCUGUUUUCUUCCUCUCCAUGCUGGCUGUAAACGGAAGUGCAACAGGCUAACACUGUAAGAGACGAGACACAAAAUAGUCCUCAUUCUGUGAAAAACAAUGCUUUCCAAAGUUUAGCGGAAGUUAAUGAGGCUUCAUCAGUCUGACUUCGCCAAAUCAAGAUGCAGAGUUCCGUUUCCCCUUUACCCAAACCCAAUCUUACAGUAUACUAGCUGAAUUUACAUGGGAGAUAUAAAAGCAGGUAAAUCCUUGUCUUUAUUGAUUUUGCUUCUUGCACACCAAAAAUAUAAUUUUGCACAAAUGACAAACCAACAGUUGAGUUGUGUUUCUUCCGAAAUACUCAGGAACGAGUGUUUGCCCAUUGAAAUCCAUGUCCUC